This is a messenger RNA of Brassica napus (rape), 2520 nucleotides long. RefSeq lists its product as uncharacterized. Lineage: Eukaryota; Viridiplantae; Streptophyta; Magnoliopsida; Brassicales; Brassicaceae. The record is from RefSeq and is a predicted model, not a curated record. The transcript is spliced from 4 exons. Bases 1678 to 2295 code for a protein of 205 amino acids.
UUGAUUUAGGAGAAGACUACCUUUAAACUUCAAAUAUGAAGUUUUAGAAACUCUAAAAUAGAGUGUCUUUUUGGAGAUGCUCUAAGAGUUUAUACUCUCAUAAAAUUGGUUACUGGUGUGUAAUAAUACGUAUAAAUGAAAAGUUUCUGAAUAUAAAGUGCACGCUACAAGGGGGAAGAUUAAAGGGCUGCUGGUAUUCAAUGUCAUACUUAAAGACUGUCUUAAACUGUUUAUAUUAGCUUCCCCACACUGUUCUAAAUGGGGAAACUCUAAGGGUUGUUACUAUUUUUAUUCUUCCUCUUUAUUCUUUAAAGUAUUUCUUCUCUCUUUUCCAUAUUCUUACCUCCAAAAGGGCGACAAUGGCUGAAAGUUCUGGGGAAGCAAAGGUGUAACGGCCUUGGCCCGAUGAACCUUAUCAAAUGCUUUACCCCAAACUUUUUCGUUCAAAAACUCUUAUUAAAACUCAAAUUUGUCUUACAUAAAACCAAACUUAACAAAACUGAAAUGUCGAAUAAAAACUUAAGAAGAAAUGGUUGAAAGAAAGGAGUCAUAAAUGAAAGACUCGAGAAAACAUUUGCACCAUACGGACAUCUACUCCCGCUCCCUCUCGGCCCUACCUGUAAAAAGAGGGGUGAGUACAUAAUACUCAGUGAGGGUAGGUUCUAGGAACCCACGAGCUCAACUCAGGAAGAACAAACAAUCACAAGUCAUGAGCUAAUAAGAUCUAUUACACAGAAACCCAUACUACCCGACAUGAACUAAAGACCCUACAAUGCACAUCCUUUUCAUCUUUUCUUCCUUUUCAUCAGUGGGUAGCCCCAACUAGGUUUCUACUCCAUAUUCUUGUGGAUUGGCCACAUCUCCUAUGGGUGCUUCCAUAUUCUUGUGGAUUGGCCACAUCUCCUAUGGAUACCUAGCGUGGACUACUACCCCACAUACUUUCCUUAGACUCUCUAUAUGAUCCCUUAUUCGUACUUAUUCUUACAUCUUUCACUUAUCAUUCACAACACGUCUCAACACCUUAUCAUCAUAUUCUUGACCACCGUAACAUGCCUACGUUCUUAUCACUUCAACACGUACUAUCGUCUAGACAAGAUCAAUCACAUAUCACAUCACACAUACACACAAUAUCUAGAACUGAUUAACAAAGGACUAAGUCCCAUUGGUUACUCAACAUGAGGCAAGUUCACAGCCAAGUCCUCACCUUAGCUUUUUGCAGAAGUAGAUCUGGAUCUAGGUUUGGGGAACAGUCACUUCUCGAGAUCUGAUUUGAGAAUCGGACUCACACAAGAGAGAGAUGGGUUUAGAAUCUGUCAUUUUCCAAUGACUUAGAGCUAGAGAUCUUAGUUUUACCUUUAGGGUUCAGAUCUCAGUUGCUUGCACGAAACUGAAUCAAGGAGGCGGCGGCUAGGAGCUCGGUUGCGGCGGCUAGGGCUUCGCGGGCGGCUGGCGGCUGGCUUCGCCGGAGAUGGAGCGGCGGCGGCUUGAGACGGAGGCGGCGGCGGCUUGAGACGGAGGCGGCGGCGGGGUUCUGCUCAGGCAGGGCUUGCUUGCUGUCUCUCUUGUGGCUGAACCCUAGGGAAACUUCUCCUUUUAUAAGCAAUGGGAGGGGUUAUGUCUAGGGUUUCUUCUCCUUGGACCUCCUGCACUUGAGUUUCCUUUUGGGCCGGGCCCGGGAUGUUACAAAAGGUCUAUCUGAGACUUGUCAUCGAUGAAGAGAAGAACAAGGUUGUUCUGGCUGAGGCCGGUAAAGAUUUUGUUGAUGUUCUCUUCAGCUUUCUAACUUUGCCAAUGGGUACAUUAACCAAAUUGCUUAAGAAGCAUAAAAAAGCUGUUGGCUGUUUUAAUAACCUCUAUACAAGUGCUGUGGAUAUGGGCAUUGAUAAAGCUGUGGAUUUGUUGAGAGCUUCAUUGGUGACUUCAUGUGCUUUGAGCACUGCUUUAGGCGAUUUGAUUGCAAAGACGCCAAAGAAGGAACCAUUUGUGGAUCCAAAAUCUGAUCAUAAGCCAAAAGAUGGUACUGGGUUUGUGAAGAGAGGGACAAAAUUUACGGUGUCAGAUUAUCUGAUCGUUACACCUAAGAAGUCUAGCUCAACAUUUAAUUUACUGAAGAAGUUGAAGAUUCAAGCUGAUGAUCUUGAGGUGCAAGUCAUUAGCAUCAGCAAUGCAGAGGCUUUGAAUCUGUUGAGAGCCUCACUGGUGACAUCCUCUGCUUUAAGCUCUGCUUUUAGGAGUUUGCUUGUAAAAGAAGAUAGAUUGAACCCUAUUUCAAAGAGACCAAAGAUAGAGACAUGAACAGUGGAGAGAGAGCUACUACUACUAUUAUUGAUUUUAAAUUAUGCAGAGAUUCAACUUCAAAUCGAGAUUUCAUGAUCCUAUUAUUAUUGCCUUUAAAUUUUGCAGCAAAAUUGAUAAUUUUCCAGUUAUAGUUUAGUUUUCUACACAGCUUUAUCAGGAGAAUCAUGAAAUCUCGAUUUAGUACAUCUAAUUUCUUUUGAUAUAAACGAUGGUCAAAAGAAG